AUGGCGACUGGUUCGGAUGAGAAAAACGUUCUUAAUAAAGUAAAGUUUGGUGUGAAAUUGGAAACCGAAUUAGUAAAGAAUGAUAUUCGAUCUGACAAUCAAUCUGAAAAAGUUAUGAAACUGCUAUCCGAUGAUACUGAUGAGCAAUCAGGUGAAUUAUACAAUUCAAGAUUUAAACAGUUAUGUAACGAAAACAAUAGUGAUGAUGGUGUUUAUGAUAAUUCACAAAUUAGCAACGAAUUAAUGAAAUACUUGGGAAUUGAUAAUGACAGUGAAACAAAAGCAUUUCUUGAAAAAAAUCAACAAUUGAUCUCAUUACAAUCAUAUGAAAAAUUAAUUGAAUUAGUAAUCAAUAAAGAAAUGAGCGACGUAAUUUGUUCUUUAAUUUAA
Messenger RNA from Adineta steineri, 390 nucleotides. NCBI's taxonomy places the organism in Eukaryota, Metazoa, Rotifera, Eurotatoria, Adinetida, Adinetidae. The record is from the annotation of a GenBank genome assembly.